AUGAUGGACGCUGACAAAGUUCUGUGUAGGAUUUUCGGCACGAGUCCCCUCAACACCGAGUCUACUGCCGCCAGUAGAUCUAAAGACGAUCAUCUCGGACAAUCCAGAUCAUUUCAGAAUUUGAAUUGGGUAAACGAGUAUAUCAGAAAAUCCCUCUUGAACUUAUAUAUUGAUAUGUGGGAUUCCAAGGACAAUAGAGAGGGUCGUGUAGGUCCUCAUCUUGUUAGAUUCGACAUAUCUAUGCAAUAUGGUCUCUGUAUUAUCUCUCCUGACAGACUAAGUGUCAAUUCGCAGAGUAGCUUCAGCACAAUACGAGCUAAUACAGGAGUGUUCAAGGGAAAAUGGAUGUAUGAAGUACAACUUGGAUCCAAAGGAGUGAUGCAAAUUGGAUGGGGUACUGCUCAAUGUAAAUUUAAUCAACAAUAUGGCGUUGGAGACACCCCAAACUCAUAUGCUUAUGAUGGAAAUCGUGUACGGAAAUGGAACGUGAGUACGCACAAAUAUGGCGAAGCCUGGUUAACUGGAGAUAUUAUCGGUUGCGCGCUGAAUAUGGAUGAUGGAACGAUAGAUUACUAUAGAAACGGCAGGAGUCUGGGCAGAGCAUUCGAGAAUAUACCAAUGGGCGCCGGAAUAGCAUACUUUCCCACUGUUAGCCUGGCUUUCACUGAAAAUCUAACAGCCAACUUUGGCUCCAUACCAUUUAGAUAUCCAAUUGAGGAUUAUGAAUCUCUGCAAGCACCGCCGAUGGCACAAGUUCGCCAAGCCAUGCUUCUUUUUCAAUGGCUCUCGCAAGUGAUUGAACUGAUGGAAUAUUCUAAGAACGUUGACAAACAGAAUAUUCUAUUGGAUGAUAAGACUAUGAGUGCCCAUGCAUUUCUCAUGUGCCUAGCGAGAUCCAUACUAAAACAUAUUGGUCCAUUGCUCACCAUUCCUUACGUUACUGAGAUGGUUUUCGUACCAUUCAUACAAAUGCUCUGUAAUCUUAACACCGACGAUUCUGCGACGAAAUCCGCUUACUCAAAUAUUCACAGCGCGCGAUCGAUUGUCUGUCUGGAUCUGUUAUGGACAUUUCUGGAGGAGCACGAAAUUAAAAUGUGCUUGGAAAGCACAGUGCUCCAUUUAUUGUCCGCUUUCCGACAUGUUUCUUUGCUACUUGAAUAUCCAGAUCAGUGCAAGAGCUUGAUACUGCUAACUAAGAUCUGUCAGCACACUGUCACACGGCAAUAUUUUCUACAAUACCUGUUGUUCGAUCGCGUACGUUUUGCCAAUUUUGUACAUGUCAAACCGCUUGACGAAGGCGGAUUAAUGAACGUAGUGGAAAAAGUCUGGUGGGAGACGAAUCCUUUGGAUUCGUCGAUCGAGAUAAACAAGACCAGUUACUUGUAUGCCUGUGAGCGCAUCAAAGCUGCCAUAUCUGAGGUAGAAGCAUUACAAGUGAAGUUACUAGUCAUUUUGUUAAAUAAUACUGAUGGAACAGCCAAAAGGCCAACAUCAAGGGCUAUUUUUUUGAAAAAAUUCAAACGUUUUGUUCAGGAAAAUCUAAUAUCCAAUCGUACACCCCUGCCGAUCACAUUAUGUUGCUUUCACCGACUUCUGGUUGCAUUGAGAAUUUUAUGGGAUACUGAAAUUGGGACAAACUCUGUUUAUAUACCUUGCAGGGCGUUCUACGAUGCAUCGAUCGAUUACUCUGGAAUCGACAGACUUGGUGGAGUAAUAACUCACCUAAACAAGACAUUUAGGAACGAAUUGGUACGCCUCCUAGGUUCAGAUCAUGAGAUAAUCACUGCGAUGGACCAACAGCAGCAACAGCAUACUACAGCAGCGACGAAUGAAGCAUCAAAUAAUGCUUAUACCGUUACCGAUACGGCCAUAAGACAACUAGUCGACUUGCCUGUAACUAUACCCGCAGCCAUUUAUCCUCGCUUGAUUAAUAUCAAUCCGCCAACAGCAUCAACGAGCCAAGGUAAUUCUAUGAUACUGGAGAGAUUUGGAUUUUUCUCUUAUAGAGAAAAUAGGCCUAGAGAAGAUAGGACGCCAAUACGUCAUGGUCCUGCAGAUCCAGCGAUCUCGUUGAUAGAAUUAUUAGACGAUAUUAUCUUAUUCUAUCAUGUAGCAGCGAAAAAGCAAUUAGCCAAGGUGGCUGGUCUACGCGACAGUAUGUCUGCCUAUGUUAACGCGAUCGCCAAUACGAAAGCAAGACUCGAACACAUCAAGCGGGAGACAAGUCCGGGGAAGAGUCCAAACGCGAAGGCAAUACAAAAAGAACUGCUCCGUACAACGGACAUAUUUAAUAAAAAAUUGUCGGAGCAAGCAAGACACAUGGCGUGGAUCAGGGCCGUCGUAUACUCGGAAGAAAAACAAGCGCAGUUGGCCUGGCUGCUAAAAGUGGUUACAUUGACUUUGCAAACGGCCAGUCAACAGGGCAACAUGUUCAGCUUCGUGCCUGAUUUCUAUCUGGAGACGUUAUCUGAUCUGAGUAUAAGCUUGCGCGCCCACAUGCAUCCCACUGUGCCAAUCGAGAAUAUCCCAGAUUAUCGAACGAUAUUAUGUAACACUGCCGAAUUUCUGUGCGAUCAUUUUCUCGAUCAGCGUAUAGUACAUGCCAAUUCCAAGGAUGUGCUAAUACUUGCACUUGCUGGUUUCGUGUCAAAUUCGUUGAUGCUGGAGGCAUUGGAAAACGUGCCGCGCAAGAGCAGGAUAAAACUUGUCACGAGUUUAUUGAAACCGUACGAGAAUAGAGCGUGGGCGCAAUCCAAUUGGGUCCUGCUUAGAUUUUGGCAGGGUAACGGUUUUGCCUUUCGAUACGAGAAAAGUCCGCAUCUCUCGAAAAUUGGCAUGAAGCAACAGGAAUCUGUCUAUCAGCUCAUAAAACCAUGUCCAUCGGUAAUAUAUCAAGCGCACGUAAGGGACGUGUUGUUGGAUAGUCCGCAGGCUUCUACACAAUUUUUGAACUCGCUAUUGAAUCAAUUGAAUUGGGCAUUUUCCGAGUUUAUUGGCAUGGUGCAGGAAAUUCACAACGUAUCGUCCAGGCCGGAGCGUGUGUUUAUCGAAUCUAGACAAUUGAAGAUUUGUGCCACUUGUUUUGAUCUUGCUAUCUCGUUGCUUCGAGUGUUAGAGAUGAUUUCCACGGUAGCUUUGGAUGUUUUCAGCGAUCCCAAGCAGUCUUCCAGCGAAAUCUUGUUGGCCAGAUUGUGUCAAUUACUCUGCCAAGUAUUGAAUAGAAUGAGCUCGCAAACUAACUGUUUUCAACAUGUGAUGCUAUUGGAAAUACCGGAUUUAGAAUCUGUAGAUCACUUUCCUAUAUUGGCUGCCGUUAUUGGUAUUCUGUUGGCUCUUCUUGAAAAAGACAUGAAAGAUUUUGGAGCAAAAUCGACACUCGAAAUACCCAGAAUUACACGAAGUUUAUUAACAGAACCAAGCUUCCAGAUCAGUUCUCUGCAUUUUGUUCUAAGUGACACAAAAUUGAAAAAUACAAAGACAAAAAAUAUAAAGCCGUUCUCGUUGUUGAACUGUAAGUAUUUUGUGAGUUACUGAUAUCUCGUGAGAAAAUUGUGAUUAAUUUUUAAUAUUUUUAGAACAAUUUUUGUAACGUUAUCAAAAAUGUUAGGAAAAUCAUGAUCAUAGUUACGUGGGACAACCUGAAUAUACAAACACGAAUACAC
Cyphomyrmex costatus is the source of this 3662-nucleotide messenger RNA. Its product is annotated as E3 ubiquitin-protein ligase RNF123. Gene Ontology annotation, cellular component: cytoplasm. Lineage: Eukaryota; Metazoa; Arthropoda; Insecta; Hymenoptera; Formicidae. The transcript is spliced from 9 exons. The record is from RefSeq and is a predicted model, not a curated record. Gene Ontology annotation, molecular function: ubiquitin-protein transferase activity; protein binding. The coding region runs from base 1 to 3534 and encodes 1177 amino acids.